Metopolophium dirhodum (rose-grain aphid) is the source of this 3238-nucleotide messenger RNA. RefSeq names its product protein lingerer-like. The record is from RefSeq and is a predicted model, not a curated record. NCBI's taxonomy places the organism in Eukaryota, Metazoa, Arthropoda, Insecta, Hemiptera, Aphididae. The transcript has 13 exons. Gene Ontology annotation, cellular component: nucleus; cytoplasm.
ACCUAGUUAUUUAGUCAUAAUCGUUGGUAUUUUAGCCGAUUCUCGUGAAAGGCUGUCACGCCAUUUGUGUUACACUCCGAAGCACGUACGCAUCCUUUGGUUAAACGUCGUUGUCGUGUGUCGUGUUUGCAAAUAUUAAGUUCUUGCCGCUGUUUGCGUUACACGCCGACGCACGUACGCGUUCGUACGAGAAUUUAUCACACCCGUGUCUGCGAAUAUUCAGUUCACGCGGCCAUUUUCGUCUCACGUCGACGUACGGACGCAACCUCGUAUUACGCAUUACCCUGUAAAUACCAUUGUACAUAAGGAAAUAGGUGAACCAUAAGUGAAAACACAAAUACAUUAUAAUGAGCAGCAGUAAAGGUGUUGUUAAUCGCAAUUCUAAGACGUUAUGUGUUACAAGACCUAAGAUGAAAAAUGAACAAGAAAAAUCGCAGGAACCGUGUUCAACAAUAGGCAAGAAGAAAAAAAAUCUAGCUCGAAGUGUUAAGAAAAAAGAAAAAGAUGAUUUGAUGAAGAAAAGUAAAGUAGAUGGAGGCUUAAUGAUGACGUCCAGAAAACUUAAUCAAAAAAAAGUAGUAACUCUGUCACCAUCAGCAACCACUUUUAAUUCUCAUCCUCCAGUUGACUUUGUUUCUUCGUUUUUAGAAAAGAAUUUGAUGGGACCUGGGAAAAAACCAAACUUACGUAAUCGCAUACCGCAUCCUUCUAAAAUACAAUCAAGUGCUGUUGAAAUGCCACCUGAUGAUUCUAGUGUCAAUAUCAACUUCUUAGAUGUAUCAUUUGGUGCCUUUGAUCUUUCUGAUGAUACACUACAACUUUGUGAUCCAUCACAGGAACAAAAUUCAUUGCCACCUGUCGUUAAAUAUGAUGACUCAAUUGCUCAGAAAGUAGAUUCUGUCCUUACACAAACUGAAUAUUCAACAAUCUCUAAUCAAGCUUCAAUUCAAACUCAAAGAUCACUUCAAGUAAAUCAAGCGCCUCAGCCAUCAAUUAAAAUUUUGCGGCGCCCUAAUGUUCCUCGUUCUGCUGAUUAUUUAACUAAACAGAACUCUGCAGUUGCUAAUCCUUACCAAAGUAUUAAUGCUGGACAACCGACAUCAAUGUAUAAUUCUUCAGUUUAUUCUAAUAAUCCUCAAGGUUUAUCCAGUCAUACAAGUUUGUAUGGUACAACUGCAUCCAACAUUGGUAGAAAUAGUUCAAAUUCCCACAAUCCUCAAUUUUCUCAGUCUAAUUAUUCAAAUGUAAAUGCUAAUUACCCUCAAACAGACCCUCAGUUCCCUUCUUAUCCAUACCCAAAUCCUUACUCAUAUCAGGCAUCUGGAAUUUCCCAUCCUCCUAUCGUAUCAGAUGCCAAUUUAGCAUCAAUGUAUUCCACUUCAACAAACUACAAUUAUAUGCACCAAAAUAUACAACAAAUUGGGAAUACAAGCUUGUCUAAGUCAACAGUUUUGUUGACUUCAACUACUAAUUCUACUAGAGAAAGUCUGUACUACGAGUCCCAACCUUCAAAUAACUCAUGGACAUCAAGUGCUAGCAAUCCAAAUGGAAAUAUUAUAAGUGAUACAUCGUCAAGCAUUGGAUUCGAACAGAGUACUUUAUUGACUUCAAAAACGACUACACCAACAACAAAUGAAAGUGGUGUACUGUCGGAAAUGCCUCCUGAUGUUGCCCCACUUGUUGAUGAUCAAUAUAUCUUCAGCCAGAGGUGUGUUGCCGGACACUAUAGCCAAUUUCACUCUGCAAUGUAUAGCGAGGAACAUUUACAAAUGGUGGAAUCAAGGUUGCCUCAUCAUAAUAUGACUAACUUUUAUUCGCCCAAUCCAAUGUAUCCUACUGUAUCAUCAAGUCUGAUUGGAAGAGAAACUGCUGAACAUGAUAUUUUAAAUGUUGCAAGUUAUUCGUCAGUAACAGAUUCAAGAUAUGCACGUACAGACAAUAAUGCUUCACCAGAUUCAUAUACUCUAUCUCAACGGACGGAAACUUUGGCUCAUCAGCAAAUAUUGUUAAAUCCACCAAUUGCUUCCAGUUAUACAUAUUAUUACGGUCAAAUGGUUGUACCUGCUUACCCGUUCCAGUAUGGUACAAUGUAUAUGAUGGUCCCAGUAGCAAUUUCAACCAGUUAUGGCACAGAAGCAACAAACACAAUGUCCGUGUACAGUAAUACUGCAGCUACAUCAGCUGGUUAUAACAAUGCUAAUGAAACUCUGGGAUCGUCUUCAGUCACUGGUUCAAGCAAUGACCAUGGAAGUUCAAGCAAAGUGGGCAUAUCCGGUCAACAAACAAAUCAAACUCAGGGCAUGACAAAUCAGUCUGUUCUCGCUACUAUGUAUCCCAGCAAAUCGAUAUCGAAUAAGCCUUAUGACAAACAACAACAGUCAUUUCAAUCUCCGCCACCGUUUUCUGUAACUAAUAAUGAUGGAGUUGGAGGUCAUCAUAGUUCUGGCAGUUAUCUUCCAGUAUUUAAUUCUUCUAUACUUACUAACAACCCUCAACCUCAUUAUAUCACACCAUUACAGCAUCAGGUUUGAAUUAAAAAUAUUUCUCAAGAACUUAGCAGUGAAACAGACAAUAUGAGUCCUAAUCAACCAGUAAAUCCUACAGCCAAUAAGUUGAAGGUUAAACAGAACUAUAGCUAAGGAGUCAGUAGCGCAACCACUUAGUUAUUUAAGGGAGGGUCCAAAAAAAUGUAUUUAAUUACUAUUUUUCUGUUCCUUUCCUCAGUAUAUACAUAUAUUCUAAUAUUUUACUAACACAAUUAUUAAAUAUAUCAUAUGAUAUCUUUAAGUUUUGAUGACAAUGUCAGGGAAUCUUUAUAAAAUAAAAAUAAAUACUAUGACAUUACCCAUUGGGAGAAUAGUGAUCAUACAGAUGUAUCAUUUUCUCCUCUUAACACGUUCAUGACCGCAUGCAAAUUGUGUAUCCUUAUAAAAAACCAAAAAUACAUUUUUGGAAAAAUUACUUUUUUUUUACAGAAAUAGAUUAAUUUCACUGCUUAAAUAACAAAUUUGAUCAUUUACAACUUUUAAAAGCUCUAAAUUUCAUGUCAACUUAUGUUGACACUGGUUUUUUUUAAGGAUACUCAUUAUAAAAACCCACUUGUCAACUAUGAUUGACAUAGAAAAUAAUAUAAAAAUACCAACAAAUAAAUAAAAUAAUAGUUAUAAUAAUUAAAUUAUAAAAUCAAAAUUGAUACAACCCUCAUAGAUAUGAAAUAAACUAUUAAAAAUAAAAAAAU